AUGUCAUCCACCCACUUCAGCAGUGCGCUGAGCCCUGAUCAGCCACUGCCAACCAAACCAGCCUCGGACUUGAAUCUCGACAAAUCACUCCCCGAUCCCAUCUUGAACUUUCUUGAUCAUCCAUUUCAGACACGGCAAUCGACUGUUCUAUUUGUGGCCAUCCUGGUGUGUUUAAUCUUGGUUUCAGCUUUCAUGGGCAAGAGAUAUAUCGAGGCACUUCGGCCGGAUUCCUGGGCCCCUCGCGACAACCCAAUGACUCUUAAGAGCCUACGUCAUUCUCACUCUACAGUCGAGACACAUCAAGAUGACAAUACAGGAUUGGGUGCAACAGGCUUCGCCCCAUUUCUGGACACAGAUCAGAGAUCACGGCCACGGCCACGUAUCCACCUCAGUCCACCUACAAUCUCGAUUGGAGAAGUGCACAGCAGCAAAAUAGCACAACGUCGGCGCGCAUCCUCGGCACGCAGUGGCCACAACAACGGUUGA
This is a messenger RNA of Exophiala aquamarina CBS 119918, 486 nucleotides long. RefSeq lists its product as uncharacterized. The record is from RefSeq and is a predicted model, not a curated record. The transcript has a single exon. NCBI's taxonomy places the organism in Eukaryota, Fungi, Ascomycota, Eurotiomycetes, Chaetothyriales, Herpotrichiellaceae. The coding region runs from base 1 to 486 and encodes 161 amino acids.